This is a messenger RNA of Cicer arietinum (chickpea), 3717 nucleotides long. RefSeq lists its product as uncharacterized. Gene Ontology annotation, biological process: carbohydrate metabolic process; glucosylceramide catabolic process. Gene Ontology annotation, molecular function: glucosylceramidase activity; beta-glucosidase activity. NCBI's taxonomy places the organism in Eukaryota, Viridiplantae, Streptophyta, Magnoliopsida, Fabales, Fabaceae. Gene Ontology annotation, cellular component: membrane. The record is from RefSeq and is a predicted model, not a curated record.
UAUUGCGAUUGCGAACAUACGAAGUGGUCCGUCCAUCCACCAUUAGCCUUCUCUAUUUACAUUUCUCUCACUUCGUUCUUUCUUUCUCCUCCGAGUUGGUAAUAAAUAACUCAGUACACGAGAGUGAGUCACGCUGACUCGGUGGUACAGACGGCUAUUCUUCAUCUCGCCACGCAUCAUUCUCUCUUCACCCAAUCGAAUAUCUCACUAACAGCUUCGAUCUCUUUCGUCUUCCACUACAACUUCACACACACUUUUUUUAUCUUCUUUCUCUUCCUUGAUUUUAUAGAUUCUGCUUUCAUAAUCGUCACCAAAGUCUUACAAACCUAGGUCCAAUUUUUUUUGAAUAAUUUGUUUUAGAUAUUUCAUAAUUCGAAUCUUGCUAUGCUUGUUUGGAUUGGAUUGAAUAAGAGAAGUUAUCAGACGCGGUUGUUGAGUUGAAUAUCGAUGAGGAUCUGUUUCAGAUAACUAUUUUUGUUCUUUUCGGUUGAUCUUUUCUUGGAGUAGGAUUUUGUAAUCUGUGUUGUGGAUAUAGAGAUUUUGGAAGUAUGGUUACCGGCAACAUUUUUCAUUGUAGAAAGAAUUCGUGGCCUACUGAAGAGUAUAUCAGUAAAUCCACUUUACAGUUGUUUGAUUUGGAUAGUGCUGCUCCGCCUGAACAAGCUUGGAGAAGGAGAUUAAAUAGUCAUGCCAAUCUUCUUAAAGAAUUUAGAGUAACUUUUACGGAAGCUAUAAAGAUGGUUCGUUUAGGUAUACGCAUGUGGUCAUAUGUUAGGGAAGAGGCUUCUCAUGGAAGGAAAGCACCUAUAGAUCCUUUCACUCGAGAAAGUUGCAAGCCAUCUGCAUCUCAAGGGGUUCCACUUGGAGGGAUGGGGAGUGGCAGCAUAUCAAGAGGAUUUAGAGGUGAGUUCAGACAAUGGCAAAUCGUUCCUGGUGUAUGUGAACCAUCACCUGUCAUGGCCAACCAGUUCUCUAUUUUUGUCAGUAGAGAUGGAGGAAACAAAAGUUUCGCAUCAGUUUUGGCUCCUGGACAGCAUGAAGGUUUAGGAUCCAGCAGGAAAGCUGAUGAACAGGGUAUAUCAUCAUGGGGAUGGAAUCUAAAUGGCCAGCACUCAACUUAUCAUGCUUUGUUUCCAAGAGCUUGGACCGUUUAUGAUGGUGAGCCAGACCCAGAACUAAAAAUAUCAUGCCGGCAGAUAUCCCCUUUCAUACCACAUAAUUACAGAGAAAGCAGUCUACCCGCAGCUGUUUUUGUCUAUACGUUGGUAAACACUGGCAAGGAAAGAGCUAAAGUCAGCCUUUUAUUUACUUGGGCGAAUUCCAUUGGUGGAGACUCUCACUUGUCAGGAGAUCAUGUGAAUGAACCAUUCAUAGCUGAAGAUGGUGUCUCCGGAGUACUUCUAUAUCACAAGACAGCAAAAGACAACCCUCCUGUGACUUUUUCUAUUGCUGCAUGUGAGACACAGAAUGUUAGUGUUUCUGUUUUGCCAUGUUUUGGGCUGUCUGAAGGAAGUAGCGUAACAGCAAAAGAAAUGUGGUCUAAAAUGGUGAAGGAUGGACAAUUUGACCGGGAAAAUUUCUCUUCUGGACCCAGCAUGCCCUCAUCCCCUGGAGAGACACUAUGUGCUGCUGUUUCAGCUUCUGCAUGGGUAGAACCUCAUGGAAAAUGUACUGUUGCAUUUAGUCUUGCAUGGUCGUCUCCUAAAGUAAAGUUUGUGAAAGGCAGCACUUUCCACAGGAGAUAUACAAAAUUUUAUGGGGCUUCUGAUGGAGCUGCAGUGGACUUGGCUCAUGAUGCACUGACAUAUUAUAAACGGUGGGAAGAAGAGAUUGAGAAAUGGCAGAAUCCUAUUCUUAAGGACGAGUCGCUACCUGAAUGGUACAAGUUUACAUUAUUUAAUGAACUCUACUUUCUUGUUGCUGGAGGAACAAUUUGGAUUGACACUCCUUUGCUGUCUUCAAAUAUGAAGAAUAGCCAACAAGAUCAGGUAAAAGAGUCAGAAAAUGCAGUAGUCGGAAUAACUGAAUCCCAUAAUCAUGUGGAUGAAAAAAAUUAUAGAGAUAUAUCCCAUGAAAAUGGAUCUGCAAACACUCUCAUAAAAGGAAACUUCACUGACACUCGGUAUUCUUCAACAAUGAAGAACCUACAAUAUGAUGAUGAUAAUGAUGAUGCUGGGAGGUUCUUGUACUUGGAAGGUGUAGAAUAUGUCAUGUGGUGCACAUAUGAUGUGCACUUCUAUGCUUCAUUUGCGCUUCUUAUGCUCUUUCCUCGUAUUGAAUUAAAUAUACAGCGUGAGUUUGCUCAAGCUGUCCUGUGUGAAGAUGGAAGAAAAGUAAAGUUUCUGGCAGAGGGAAACUGGGGAAUUCGUAAGGUGUUUGGGGCUGUCCCACAUGAUUUGGGGAUGCACGAUCCAUGGCAUGAAAUGAAUGCUUAUAACAUUCAUGAUACUAGUAAGUGGAAGGACCUUAACCCAAAAUUUGUACUUCAGGUGUAUCGAGAUUUUGCUGCAACAGGUGAUUUGCAAUUUGGAGUCGAUGUGUGGCCUGCGGUCCGUGCUGCAAUGGAGUACAUGGAACAAUUUGAUAGAGAUGCGGAUGGUCUUAUUGAGAAUGAUGGUUUCCCUGAUCAAACAUACGACACAUGGACAGUCCAUGGUGUAAGUGCUUACUGUGGUGGUCUUUGGCUUGCUGCUCUUCAAGCUGCAGCUGCAAUGGCCAUUGAACUAGGUGACAGAGAUUUUGCGGAAACAUGCAAAAGGAAGUUUCUGAAGGCUAAGCCAGUAUUUGAACAAAAGCUGUGGAAUGGUUCUUAUUUUAACUAUGACAGCGGAUCAAGUGGUAACAGUAAAUCCAUUCAAGCCGAUCAAUUGGCUGGGCAAUGGUAUACAUCAUCCUCAGGGUUGCCCUCUCUUUUCGAUGAUUUCAAGAUCAAAAGUUCUCUCCAGAAGGUUUUUGAUUUCAAUGUGAUGAAAGUUAAAGGAGGCAGGAUGGGUGCUGUAAAUGGCAUGCAUCCCAGUGGUAAGGUGGAUGAAACUUGUAUGCAGUCUCGAGAAAUAUGGACGGGUGUAACCUACGGUGUCGCAGCAACGAUGAUACUUGCAGGAAUGGAAGAGGAGGCCUUCAAAACUGCUGAGGGUAUAUUUCUAGCAGGCUGGUCAGAAGAUGGAUACGGAUACUGGUUUCAGACUCCAGAGGCAUUCACAAUUGACGGGCAUUACCGGUCCCUCAUAUAUAUGAGGCCACUGUCAAUUUGGGGUAUGCAAUAUGCAUUAACUCUGCCAAAGGCGGUACUUGAGGCCCCUAAAAUUAACUUCAUGGACAGAAUCCACCUAUCUCCUGUUAGUGGAGGAUUCCCUCAUAACGAACCAGGUGUGAGAAAGAUUGCGAAAACAAAAUGCUUUAGCAAUUCUGUGUUUCAUUGUGCUUGCUGAUUGUUAACAUGAGCACAUGAAAAUUUUGUAUAGGUAAAAUUCUUCACAUUGUUCCUAACCCAACCCUUUAAUAGAGAAGCGUCAACAAUGGUGGCCAAGGGCCAGGGGUCGGUUGUAACUUGUAAUAAUAAAUAGCCUGUAAGUUCAAACAUUGUAGAUACCUUUUACUGUAACUGUAUAUUCUUAUGUACUAAAGUUCCCAAAAUAUAAUUUAAGUAAAUCGCAGGAUGAACCACAACAUUAUUGUUGAAACUCAAUUGAAAUGUGCAAAUUGUCAUGUCAUGUA